Messenger RNA from Medicago truncatula (barrel medic), 1909 nucleotides. RefSeq names its product AP2-like ethylene-responsive transcription factor AIL5. NCBI's taxonomy places the organism in Eukaryota, Viridiplantae, Streptophyta, Magnoliopsida, Fabales, Fabaceae. The transcript is spliced from 9 exons. The coding region runs from base 1 to 1539 and encodes 512 amino acids. The record is from RefSeq and is a predicted model, not a curated record. Gene Ontology annotation, molecular function: DNA binding; DNA-binding transcription factor activity. Gene Ontology annotation, biological process: regulation of DNA-templated transcription.
AUGGACAAAUCCUCUUCUUCACCUCCUACAAACACUAACAACACCUCCCUCGCUUUCUCUCUUUCCAAUAAUAACUUUCCUAAUCCUUCACACUCUUCUUCCUCUCACCUCUCUCUUUUCCACUCCUUCACACCUUAUCCUUCCUCUAUAAUACCACCAUCUCUCACCCUCACAGGAAGCAACAACCCCGUGGAAGCUUCACCAGAGGCAACAGACGGAGGAACCACCAACCUCUCCAUAUUCACCGGCGGCCACAAGUUUGAGGACUUCUUAGGAAGCUCCGUUGCACCAACAAGAACCGCUGCCGCAACGUGUGCACCGACGCAGCUUCAGCAGUUUUCCACCGACAAUGAUGUAUAUAAUUCUGAGCUCAAGAAAACAAUAGCCGCUUGCUUUCCUGGUGGCUACCCCACCGAACCAAACUCCGAACCUCAAAAGCCUUCUCCUAAAAAAACUGUCGAUACCUUCGGACAACGCACCUCCAUCUAUCGCGGUGUCACGAGACAUAGAUGGACGGGGAGAUAUGAAGCACAUCUAUGGGACAAUAGUUGCAGAAGGGAAGGACAAAGUAGGAAAGGAAGACAAGUUUAUUUGGGUGGCUAUGAUAAGGAAGAGAAAGCAGCUAGAGCUUAUGAUCUUGCUGCUCUCAAGUACUGGGGUCCAACGACCACUACCAACUUUCCAAUUUCCAACUAUGAGAAGGAGAUUGAUGACAUGAAGAACAUGACUAGACAAGAAUUUGUUGCUUCUCUACGAAGGAAGAGUAGUGGUUUCUCAAGAGGAGCAUCAAUUUACAGAGGGGUAACAAGACACCACCAGCAUGGCCGAUGGCAGGCAAGAAUAGGCAGAGUUGCCGGAAACAAAGACCUCUACCUUGGCACUUUCAGCACUCAAGAAGAAGCUGCAGAAGCGUAUGAUAUUGCAGCAAUCAAAUUUAGAGGACUAAAUGCAGUAACAAAUUUUGACAUGAGUCGGUACGACGUAAAGAGUAUUGCAAAUUGUUCUCUUCCCAUAGGAGGUUUAUCAAACAAGAACAAUAAAAAUUCCACAGAUUGUGUAUCAGAAACCAAAAUCAAUGAACCAAUUCAAUCCGACGAAAUAGAUCAUCCAUCUUCAACUUCGUCAGCAACAACUUUAAGCUUCGCCUUACCUAUUAAACAAGACCCUUCUACCGAUUAUUGGUCCAAUAUUCUCGGCUUCCAUAAUAAUCCUAGUGCUGUUACUACCACUACCAUACCAUUCAACAUGGAUUUUUCUGCUCAUGUACCUUCAAAUACCAACAGUGAUAAUCCCCACAAUGCAGCAUUUUUCAGUGGAUCAGGUAUAUUUGUUCAGCAACAAAAUAUGAACGGAAGCAGUGGUUCCAAUUCUUCAUCUUCGUCGUCAGCUUCAACGAGUUCAAUUCCAUUCGCAACGCCAAUAUUUUCUUUAAAUAGUAAUAGUAGUAGUUAUGGAAAUGGAAAUAACUGGAUUGGACACACAUUCCAAACACAUGCAAAGCCAAGUCUAUUUCAAACGCCAAUAUUUGGAAUGGAAUGAGCUCAUGCAUCAGGUGGUGGAGCUAGAGAAAUGAGAAUCUGUGCAUAUAAUAAUAAUGAAUGAUGAUGAUGAAAGUGUUCAAGGAAGGACAGUGAUGUAGUGAUGGUGUUGUUAGUCUUAGCAUGCAACGCAAUAGAAUCAGAAGAAGAGAAGGACUAGUCUUUAUUUACAGUCAUAAUAGUUCAUGAGAGAUAGCUGUUGCUGACUGACACUGUACUAACUCAAAGUUCCUUUGUUUUAAAUCUUCCAAGUUUUCCUUUUUUGUGUUUUUCAAUUUUUUGCAUUUUGUCUCUGUUUAUAUACUGACAUGAUUUAUGAGUAUAAUGGGAAAUAAAUCCUUUUGUAAUCCAUUUCAUUGUGUUGGUAUCAA